UGGCAGUAGGAGGACCGGUAUAAAACGACCGUAGCAUUCUCGAAUCCGCAUCAGUCACAUCAGUCUCCUCUUUCAAACAAGAGUAGUCACAGAAAUCGAUUUGUAACCAUGAAGAUGAUCAUUGCCUUCUUCGCCGUUUUGGCUGUUGCCCUCGCUCGUCCGCAACAUCAGGAGGAGGUAGUAGUCGUGAAAGAGACACCGUCAGACAACAUCGGUGUUGGUGGUUACAACUAUGGCUAUGAACUCUCGAACGGUCAACAUCAUCAGGAAUCCGCAGAAUUGAGAAAUGCUGGUACCGAAAAUGAAGCUCUUGCCGUUAGUGGUAGUUUCGGUUGGGUCGACCCAGUCACCAACCAACGAUACACCGUAAACUAUGUUGCUGACGAAAACGGAUUCCACCCGCAAGGCGAACACCUUCCUUCCUAAAUCUCUAUCCUAGACUCUUGUUACACGAACCAUGACCCAACAAGAAGAACAACUCGAAGAAUCAUCGAAACUCAUAGUUACCUGAUUAAACUACCCUCGUUUAACGACUGAGA
Messenger RNA from Vespula pensylvanica (western yellowjacket), 539 nucleotides. RefSeq names its product larval cuticle protein 65Ag1-like. Bases 109 to 426 code for a protein of 105 amino acids. Gene Ontology annotation, molecular function: structural constituent of chitin-based larval cuticle. The record is from RefSeq and is a predicted model, not a curated record. Gene Ontology annotation, cellular component: chitin-based extracellular matrix. NCBI's taxonomy places the organism in Eukaryota, Metazoa, Arthropoda, Insecta, Hymenoptera, Vespidae. The transcript is spliced from 2 exons.